GAAAACUUUUUUCACUGGGUAUUCCUUUCUCUGGUGGAAAAUGGGUUCACGGAGGACAAUGACACGCUCCUCUUCUGGCAAUGGAAGAUACAGCAAUGGGGAUGAUAUCAGUGGGAGUAGCCGGCCUGGUGGCUGCAGCUACCUCUCUAAUGUGAGGCCAGAGAACAGGAGCACACUCUGCAGUAUGAUGGCACAGUUAACUGAGGAAACACAGCCCUCCUUCGAAACAACCCUGAAGUCGAAAGCUGUGUCCGAGAAUUGCAAUGUGAAGUUCUCUUGUGUGGUUACAGGACACCCUGCUCCUCAGAUUAUUUGGUAUAAGGAUGAUGUGCAGUUAGACAGAUACUGUGGACUGCCUAAAUACGAAAUAUUCCGCAAUGGACAAAAUCAUUCCCUGCAAAUUUACAAUUGCACUGUGGAUGAUGCAGCUAUAUACCAGGCCUCAGCCAGCAACAGUAAAGGUAUAGUGUCCUGUUCUGGUGUUCUAGAGGUGGGUGAAAUGAACGAGUUCAAGAUCCACCAGCGCUACUUUGCCAAGCUCAAACAAAAGGCUGAGAACAGACACAGGGAAGCUGAAGGGAAAGAAAACCAGGAGCCGCUACGAACCAUCAGUCCAGACCGCACACAGAGGAAACGCCGCUCCACAAUGGAGGCCUUUCUCAGCACGCCAGGCUCCAUGGAGUAUGAGGGCAAUGAGGAGAGCCAUCAGGCUGUAGCUGUAGAGACUGAGGCCAGGUUACAGGAGGCAACAGUGGAAGAGGUGGAAGAAAAGCCAGUCCCAAUCACUAAUGGAGCAGUGUCUGCUGUAACUAACGGACAGGCCAUCAGUGAAAACGAUGACAAGAGCGGGACAUAUAUAUACGACUCUGCACAGAAGAUUUUCAAUUCACACCAUCCCAAAACUCCCUUUGUCAAAAAGAAGAUUAAAAUUUCCAACAGUGCAAAAGUUGCAAAAUCAGAUACACCAGGAGAGUGGCCAUCUGAGGAGAGAAGGGCAAACAAUGAGCCCUCCACCUCUGCAGCUCUGACCUGCACUGAGUCAACACAGUCUGAGGGGAAUUCAGAAGAGGUUAUGGAAGUAGAAAAUACUGUCGGUUUAUCAGUUGUGGAUUCAAGCUUCAGAAAUGUGACAAAACAUCAGAAAUCAAAAUCAGAGAAAGUAUUGCUUGUUGAAAGGCCUUCAAGGGAUGAGAACACAUGUGUUAAGGUAACUGUGCCUACACAGAAAGAACCGCUUUCUGCCUCAUUACCACCUGCUGCUCUUACAUCCACAAGGCGUACCGUGUCAGGAACUGAAAAUAAACAGGCUGUUAAGCAUGAGAAGGAAGCUGGACGCAAAGAUAGAGAAGAAAAUUUGGAAAUGCAACUGACUACAACACAACUACAGUCUGCUGCAGCAGCACUGCAACAACCCCUCAGUACAGUGCAGGAGGACAUUUCUAAAACAGAACAUGUUAUUGUCAUGGAUGUUGACAAAAAGUCAAAAACAACCACUGGUGCAUCUUUAUCACACAGAGGCACUGAGUCGGAUCUACCGUGUGAAAGAAGGACUGCUUUACCUCAGAGUCCAUGUAAACAGGCUGCAGGUCAGUUGUCUGAGAAGGAAACAAGCCCCUGCCAAAAAAAUGUGUCUCAGCCAGCGCUGCUGAGUGAGGUUACACAGGCCCAUACAAAGAUGAACAGGAAUGAUGCACCUGUCAGCCUUGAGCUUCCACUCAACCGGUGCACAAUGGACGCACAGCUACCACAAAACGAUCCACCAGAGAGAGACACUACGACAGUUCAUGUCCAGACCCCUUCUUUGCACUGUGGUCUUCAAGCAGUGAUUGACAAAAUGACACAGGACACAUGGGAUCAUUCCAUGGGAUCAAAUGAAAGCCAUACGGUCCUUUUUACAGACCUACAGAAGUCACCCUUCCAAAGCCCUGGUGGUGGUGAGAAAACCCAAGGGUGUAAUGUUUCCCCCAGCGCCCAGCAAAGCCAAGUUGAUACUGCUAUAAAAACUGUUGAAGGGACAGAAAUACAAGUUGAUGAGAAGGUAGAGAGUAACGAGGAAGGUAAGUUAUUAGGGCAGUCUGACAGUGUGGCCCCAAGUGAGACGAUAGUUGAGAUGGAGACUGAAACUGCCUCUCUACAUAUGACUGAACGCAUUGAAACUGAAAAGAACAAAGAUGCAGUAGAUAAAGACACAGCUGUUAUUAUUGUGGAUGCCUCUAAUAAAGAAACUGAGAAGAAGGGACAUAUAUUAAAAAUGGCAGAGAGAACUAGUUUAGAAUUACAGAAUCUGAAGUCAACAACAUUUGAGCUUGCCAACCCACUCCUAACAAAACCUCCUGAAAACACACGAAAGUUAUCUGUCCAAAUUAAAGCCUUCCAAGAAAUUCCAAAUCCUGUAACAAAAGUCAUAUCUAUAGCUGAACUUUUGAGAUCACAAAUAAAGGCUCUUGACUCCACAUUAGCAAAUUCAGUGACCACCACGGCCCAUGCAACUACAACUCCUACAGAAACACGUGAGGAGCUAAAAGAUAACAACAGCAAAUGUAAAUCGGAAGUGAAGACGUCAACGCCUGACAGGAGUAUUGAUGAUAUUCCUCCCAGAAACAUCAAGGAAACCCUAAUGGAGGUUUAUCAUCAACUAAAUGAAACUGAUCGGGAUCAAAUUCACAUUCACGGUGCAACUUCGCCACCUGUUCAGGCUUUACAAAAACCUCUUGUUAUCCCACCUAUCUCUGUCAUUGACACUGGCACCACUACAGAGACUGCACGACAACAUGGACAUGCAACAAAAUAUAAUGAAGGAGUUAUGGACACUGGAGCAUCAACUCUGGUUCCUCAGAAAGAUUUCCCACUUGUUUGCCUUUCUGGAAGUGAAAAUGUCAGACACAAUUUUUCUCCCUCGAUUUGUCAGGACGACCUGACCAAUAAACUGACAGCAAUUUCAACCCUAUCCAGAAAUGUCAGUCGAGAACCUGGGACUCCACUUAGAGUGGCACCUAUAAAGUCCAGUGGUCAGGAGUCAAAUAUUACUGUUUUGGAGCAUGUCAAAGAUGAAUCUCUUCAAGGCAAAGAUGUGGGAUUUAUAAAAAAGUUAGCUCCAGAAAUUAAACUUAACAGCAAAACUGAAAAGGGGAUUACUGAAAUGAAUUCUACAACACUUUUGUAUCAAGACAAAAGUGAAGAACACAACACAAAAAACAGUUCUUUGCAGAGUUUACAAAAGUUUCCCACUAACAGUGAACUUGGCACAGGUAAACAAGAGAAUAAUCUUCAACUUAUUCAACAGGACAACUCUAUGUUUGAGGAAUUAUCAAGGACUGACUCAUUAGCCAGUCCAACUCCUGAAGCUAGUCCAUUGUUAAAGAAAAGAAAUUGUGUCUCUCCCAUUCCUUCUGCUACUCCACGAGAGCUGGCCUCUGGGGCCCGACGGAAAAUCCUAAUACCCAAGGCCAAACCUGAGGAAACCUCUGAAGCCACAUCGCAGGUUGAUAACCAAACUCUGAAAAAGGAAGUUUCUAUGCAGAACAGCAAGCUUUCCGCAAGUCCCAUGACUCUCUCUACGUCUCCAAGCCUGUCACGACGGUCACCUCUACUUCAGUCCCCCGGUGAGCAAACUUCUCCUGCAGAAAGGUGUUCUCCACUUUUGAGCAGGAGGAAGGUGGCAUCUGAUACUCAAGCACCAAGCCAGCAGCCCACUGAGGAGAUCCAAACCCAUAAAACUGAGGGGAAACCUGCAGAGAAGGACAAGCAUGACCCAUUCAAAGCUCCUCAAGUUAUUCGAAAGAUCAGGGGCGAAUCCUUCGCAGAUGCCUCAGGACACUUGAAAUUAUGGUGCCAGUUCUUCAACGUUCUGAGUGACUCUACAAUCAAAUGGUACAGAAAUGAAGAAGGGAUUGCUCAGAUUAAAAGAAAUGCAGGGGACGAAACUAAGGUCAAUCUUGCCAUUGUUCAGGCAUCAUGCAAAGACUCUGGUGUUUACCGAUGCAAAAUCACAAAUGAAUAUGGGACAGACUCAACAGACUUUCUUCUUAGUGCAGAUAUCAUGGCUGGAAUGUCCUUACGUGAGGACCUUGGUGUUGGAGAAGAAAUUGAAAUGACACCCCUGAUAUUCAGCAAGGGUGUGGCUGAUUCUGGCGUCUGGGGCAACAAAUUCUUUGGCCGCAUAAUGAUGCAGGAAUCUCAUAUUGGUGAUGGCUGUUCUCACAAAGUCUGGAGGGCAAAAGUCAUCUAUGGUCUGGAGCCUGUGUUCGAGUCUGGAAACACAUGUAUCAUUAAAGCACCCAACCCCAUCGCCUAUGGAGGUAAAGCAGAAAGCUGCCUUAUAGACAGAAACCUGGACAUUGUCAAGCAGGAGUGUAAAAUUCAGAACUUGGCUCGCGAAUACUGCAAAAUCUUCUCUGCAGAAGCAAGAGUGAUUGAACACUUUGGCCCCUCUCUUGAAGUGAUUCCAGUCUACUUGAUGUACCGACCGGCAAACACUGUCCCUUAUGCCACAGUGGAGGCUGAUCUGACAGGGGUCUAUCAGAAAUACUCUGUCCUGGAUCAUACAGGCAGAAUAGACAUGAGGACUGACUCUGAGGUGGAGCAGAAGUGUUGUGCCCUGCAGCACUGGGUCUUUCAGUGGACCAGUGGCAAUCUGCUACUCACUCGGCUAGAAGGUGUUGACACCAAGAUCACCAAUGUUGGAAUUUCAGUCAAAUCAACGGGGAAUCAAGGUCUAUCUGUUGAAGGGGAUCCCAAAGUUUUUGAGCAAUUUGUCUCCCAGCACCAGUGUAACUACUUCUGUGGUCUGCUCAGCCUGAGGUCACUAAAGGUCAUGGACUCUCUAUUAACGCCAACGAAGGCCAAGGGCUCCAGGAGCCCGUUAAUUCAACGCAGAACAGGUGCUGGCUCCUCCAGCCCUCAGACAGGCCGGAAAGCUGCUGGCAGCCCCAGACUACCCAGGAAGACUGAGCAAGAGGGCAGAAAGACCCCAACUAAACAAAAAGCUGCUGAUCCUCCCAAAGUUGUUAAGAUGGAAUAGAGUAAUUAUCACUCAAUAAGACGUCAGAGAUCAUAGAUUUUCUCAAUGGACUCAAAUCCCAUUGAGUUUCUCCAUGCUGAACCAGAAACCGGAAAUGGUUCACUGUUGGUACAUAUCAGCAAAACAGCCCAGAAGGAACGGUGAGACAGAAACAGGGCUGAUGACACCUUUAUUUUUAAGAGAGGUGUAAAACCUUCAGAGAACAGGACAGAGAUAUAUAAAUAACAUGACUUAACUAUUUAACAGCCACCAUUCCUUGCCAUUAUUACUUAUUGCAGAUCGAUGCCCUCGCAUGUUGUUGUGAUUAUCGAUUGUACAAUGUACAAUGUACAUCAUUGUACAUUGUACACAACAAAUCUUAGGGUUGAAACUACCUUGUAGUAGUGAGUAGCUUUCCUGAGUUUGCAUUGUAUCAAUCCAUGUACCAUUGUAGGUCACAGAUUGUGAGUCCCAAUCUCAGGUCAGACUGUACUAAAUUAAUGUGCAAGAUGAAACAUUUUGAAAUGACGUGGCAUUUUAGGUAGUCUUUGUAAUUUGCACUGGGAUAGCACAAACAUGUAUCAUUUGUAGUCACCUUUGUGAAUGUUAAGAACCAUGAGCUGGGAGCAAACAGCCUUUUCCCCCCAGGAAUGUAUCAAGCCAAAUGUAGCCUUACAUGACACUGUUGUACAGUGGCUAAUGGUGCUGUGCUUUCAUACUGUAACCUGUCAUGUUUACUUGCUAUUCUACAUUGCACUGCAUUUUUAGGAACUGCACCUUUGAAUGCAACUGGCUGUAAAAUAAAAUAUAUGAUUACACCUUG
This is a messenger RNA of Micropterus dolomieu (smallmouth bass), 5822 nucleotides long. It is a transcript of the gene alpk3b, whose product is annotated as alpha-kinase 3b. The record is from RefSeq and is a predicted model, not a curated record. The coding region runs from base 41 to 5020 and encodes 1659 amino acids. The transcript has 13 exons. Gene Ontology annotation, cellular component: nucleus. Gene Ontology annotation, biological process: cardiac muscle cell development; protein phosphorylation. Gene Ontology annotation, molecular function: protein serine/threonine kinase activity; ATP binding. Lineage: Eukaryota; Metazoa; Chordata; Actinopteri; Centrarchiformes; Centrarchidae.